AUGUGGAAAACACAGUGUUUGCUGUUAUAUAUAACGCUCUCAAUCGGUUGCGUUUAUUCGUGGGAUAUUGCAAUCACCACGGGAGAUCAAAUAGAAUUCUAUAGCAAUCAAACUAAAACAAGCAAUGAAGGCGUCCGGUUUCGAGACCUCACAGCUUUGGCUUACGAUGCUGUUUAUAAUAUGCUGCUCUUUGUGGAUAGACAGAACGAUAAUGCUUCUAUAUUUAGCUACAACUUAGCAACAAAGAAAUAUCAACCAUUGGUUAGACGAAGGUCUUAUGAAAAUAUCCAAGGAUUAGCGUUUGAUCCAAUUACAAGUAAGCUUUUCUGGACGGACACUAAUGAGAAGAGCAUAUUUUGGAUAUCGUUGAAGCCUGGAUCAAAAAAUGAUAUUUAUGGCAAUCUUUUAAUCAAAAUGGAUGAUGAAAUUCCACGAGCGAUAGCCGUUGACAGCUGUAGAGGAUAUAUCUAUUGGACGAACACAAAUAUUACAAAGCCAACUAUUGAAAGAGCACGUUUCGAUGGUACAGAGAGAACUGUUAUCGUCAACACAGAUAUAUACAUGUUGGUCAGCAUUGCGGUGGAUCAAAACGCCAAAAAGCUGUACUGGGCAGAUGAUAGAGAAGGAAUUCAUUAUUCUAUAGAAAGUUCCGAUUUGGACGGAAAAAAUAGAAAGAAAUUGGUUGUUGGAACAUAUCAUAUGCCUAACGCAGUAACUGUGUCUAAAGAUUCAAUAUACUGGGUUGAUUGGGGUUAUAAAUCAGUAUGGAAACUACCUAAAAACCCUCCACCAAAUGCCGAACCCGAGGAGCUGAUUACCUUCUCCAAUGAGGUUCCGUUUGGAAUUGUCGCUAAUUACCAAAUAGCAGAUCAAACUGCUGGUGUGUCAGAAUGCAAGGAUCUGUCGCGAAUGUCGCAGAAUCGAUCGACGAUCAACGAUUCGUUCAACAUUCCGAGGGACUUGGGCUUGUUCUGCUUGCACGGUACGAAAACAGAUGGAAAACUGGUUUGCAAGUGUUCACCCGGAUACAUAGGAGAACGCUGUGAGAUUUCUGUCUGCCACAACUUCUGUCUUCAUGGCGAUUGCAAUUCGACGCCAACUGGACAACCUCAAUGCAAAUGUAAAACAGGCUUCACCGGGGCGAGAUGCGAGGUUAAUGUAUGUGACGGUUACUGUUUGAACAAUGGCGACUGCCUAAUAGGGCUUGAGCAGAAGCCCACUUGCACAUGUCAUGGCGAAUACGAAGGGGAUAGGUGUGAGACUCGUAAAAUAAAAACAGUUGUAACAACGACGCCUGCAUUACCUUUGGAAAAUUGCAACUGUUCCAGAGAACUAAACAUAAGCUCGUUAUUAAUGAAACAAAAGCCAGAAGAUUCGAGUACAUCGACCGAUGAAGGCGUUUACAUUGACUCUAGCAACUGUAAUGAUACUUGGGACCCUAUUAGAGACCCCAUUAUUAUGGUACUUGGCACCAUGGCCGGGUUGUUAUUUGUCGCCUGUGCAGUACUUCUUACUAAGAUUCUACAGCUGAAGAGAAGGCCAAGAAUCAAGAAACGUAUCAUAGUCAACAAGAACGUAACCCCGCUGACGGCGCGGCCCGAUCAGUGCGAGAUCACUAUUGAGAACUGCUGCAACAUGAACAUCUGCGAAACGCCUUGUUUCGAGCCCAGAAACACAAUUAGACCAACACUACUCGACGCGAAACCAGGGAAGGAAGAGAAGAGAAAUCUAAUAGCAAACAUGGAGAACCCAGAUGACCCGUACUAA
Messenger RNA from Parnassius mnemosyne (clouded apollo), 1767 nucleotides. The record is from the annotation of a GenBank genome assembly. NCBI's taxonomy places the organism in Eukaryota, Metazoa, Arthropoda, Insecta, Lepidoptera, Papilionidae.